Molecule: messenger RNA, 3531 nt
Organism: Boeremia exigua
Lineage: Eukaryota; Fungi; Ascomycota; Dothideomycetes; Pleosporales; Didymellaceae
Product: cohesin loading factor-domain-containing protein
Exons: 1
Coding region: 77-3337 (1086 amino acids)
Biological process (GO): mitotic sister chromatid cohesion; maintenance of mitotic sister chromatid cohesion
Cellular component (GO): SMC loading complex; chromatin
Molecular function (GO): double-stranded DNA binding
Source: RefSeq, a predicted model, not a curated record
CCCCACAAACACUCACGAUGUCAUGACAUAGCACAAUGCCCGGUGAUUGCACCUCGCCGAAGCACACAAUACAGCCAUGGAUCCACGAUAUAAUCAGCAGUAUGGCUACCCGAAUCGACCGAACGCCCAGUACCCUCCACAGCAGUCGCAGAAUGGCUACCAGCAGUAUGGCCAGGCCCCGCAGCAUCCCCAACAAUACCAGCAGUACCCUCCAGCGCAGAACCGCAUGCACCAUGGUUACCAGCCGCAGCCGCAGCAACCCCAGGUGGUCAUAUCACGACCGCAAAGCCAGCAGUUCAUGACAAUGCCUCAGCAUCAGCAAACAUAUCCGCCGCAACAACAGCAAAUGUAUCCGCCACAGCAACAACAAACAUACUCUCCACAGCAGCAGUACCAGCAGCGAGCAUAUCAGCAUUCUCAGUACCAGCAGAUGCCUCAACAACAGCUGCAGUAUCAGCAGUCACCCCAGCAGCCGCAGCAACGGCAGCCGCAGCAACGGCAGCCGCAGCCGCAGCAACAGCAGCAGCAACAGCAACAGCGGCAACAUCAACAGCCGCAGCAGUAUCAUCAGGUUCAUCCAUCGCAGCCUCGACCGCAACCUUCACCGCAACCUCAGCCACAAGCACGAGCGCAGCCGCAAGUUAUGAUACCUCAGCGAUCCCCCAGCUCUAUGCCGUAUCACCAGAUGUCCAGUCCGCGAACAUCAAGCCCGAGCAUCAGGCAAGUGCAGGUACCGAUACAGCGCAUAGGUAACGGUGGGAUCUCGCAAAUGGAUGGUUCUCAGGACAUGUACCGACGGCAGAGCGCGCAGCAGGUUCCUACACCACCUGUGUCUAGGCCAGUACAACGGCCUAUCUCGCAUCAAGAAAACAUCCAGAGACCACCGCAAAGACCACCAAGUACACCGGUGCAAAACCAGACUCUGCAACAGCAGCAAAGGCCACCGGGAAAUCACAUUAUGUCUAAUAUCGAGCAGCAACAGCGACAUCAACAAAGAGCUUCAAUCAGUCAAACCCAGAUGAGUAUCGAACCUCAGACUCGCUCCGUACCGCAGGUACAGAUUACCCCUCAGCGCACGCUGCCACAGGCAUACCAGCAGCCUUCGCGACCGAUACAAACUACACCAACACAGCGUACGCCCUCGCAUCAAGCACCAUCACAACAGCCGAGACCAGUGCAGGUCACACCGACACAGCGUACACCUUCACAACAGACGCCAUUACAACAGCCACGACCCGUUUCGACUACACCCACGCAGCAGACGCCAUCGCGAGACGCUCCUUCUCAACAGUCAUCUUCGCAACCGAGAUCACAUCCCAAAGUGGUCAUUCCUCGACCUGCGUCGCAUCAGCUUACAUCUCCCACAAAAUCCGCUCACCCACAACUGCCACACAAGGCGGCACCCGUCGAUCUAUCCAUCAUGCUACUUUCAACAGCCGAUGAGUACAUCGCUGCGGCACGCAGCAUCGGGCCGACAAUAGCACGACAGAAGAGAAAUAUCGAUAUCCGGCAAUACUACAAGCUCAUGUCGACUGCAAUGGGGUGUAUGGACGCUGUACUUAGAAAGUUCAAUCUGCAGCCGCGAGAGGAGGCGAAAUUGAGAUUAAGAUAUGCAAGCUUGCUCAUUGAAGAAACAGACAACACGACUGAGAUCGAUGCAAUCCUAUCCAAGGGCAUUUCGCUAUGUGCGCGGUGCCGACUCCAAGAUCUACGCUACAGCAUGCUGCACCUCCAAGCUCGUUACCAGUACCAGACAAAUCAUCGAGCGGCAUUGAAGGCUGUCGACAAGAAUAUCUCGGAAGCCGAAACAUUCCAACAGAUUGCCUGGGUGUAUGCAUUUCGAUUCCUGAAAAUCUCCUUGCUGUUGCAGAGCACCGACCGUGUUGAGGCAAUACCUGCGCUCCAGCAACUGCAUGCUAUCAACGCGUAUGCAGAGAAACGUGGCGAUACUGCAGUAGCCUUUACCUGUCAUGCUUUGGAGGCGAUGGUUCACCUGCGAUCCAGUGCUCAAGACCGCCUGAUUGAAGCCCAACGAGCGAUUGCGCAAGCUCGCAGCCUGCAACUGACGAUGUCGGCGAAGCAGCAAGGAUCAUUUGGCACCCUUUUCAGCGUUAUCGACCUGGCUUGUAGCGUACACCAAAACGCACCUGACAGCGCGAAAUCGACUUCCCUUAUACAAGCCACUGCAGACGAGAACGAUGAUGGUCUCGGGACCGAGAGUGGUGUUUUCACCGUGACACUUGAUCGGACGUCGGGUGGGAAUCUUACAACAGACACUGGCGGCAUUUUCAGGAGAAAUGUUGAUGGCCGCGACGAGCUGGUAUUUACCUGGCUCCCAAGAGAGGAUAUUAAGGCAUUGUGCUUCCUCAUAUGUGCCUUGGACCAGAGCAUGCAUGAAAAAUCACUUCAGCUGGUUCAAGAAGCCCGUUCCCGAACUCGAGACUCGAUGCGCAGGCAAUCGUCCUUUUGCUUACCUAUAUCCACGGCAUGUGCGCAGACACAGUGGCGAAAAGUGCUGGAUUGGCAUGCUACAUUCACCCUUGGGCUUAUAGCAGCACAUCGAGAGGAAUACACGACUGCCACCGAUGCUUUAAGCUCGCUUACGAAACGCAUCACGUCUGCUCCCUAUGUCAACCAGCAGGAUUACACCCAAUCGCUGUCAUAUCUGGAAGCCAUCAUCGACCAGACAAACGGUCGUUUCGAUGCUGCGCAUGCUAUAUAUACAUCGGGUGUUCUCGUACUCACUGACAAGAACUCCGUGCCGACGCUGACAAGCGAGCUUGCUAUACUUGCUGCUAUGAACCGGCUACUCAUUGCGAGGGAUCCAGCCAAUUCAGAUCACGAGAAUGUUGGCGCACUGUUGUCAAAGUUACGAUUGGCAUGCGAAGAACACCCCAGCCAAUACGUUCGCAUGGCAUUCACUCUCGUCAACGCCCUGUGCACUCUCGAUCCCUCCAUUAACCGCUUGAAAACUCUAAUGAACAAUGCGACGCAGAAAUCUCAUGAUCUCUUCAAACGCACGCAUAAUCGCGAGUUUGUCGUCAUGUCUUUAUGUUAUUUCACCGCACGCUUCUUUAUCGAGCCUGUCACCGACAAAUCGUCAUCCGCUGCCAAUGCGGUGCGUCAACACGCCAAACACAGCAAUAGGCCGCUGUGGAUGGCGGUCGCUUGUGGUCUCAUGAUCAAGGUAUUUGAACACCACAACAGUGUUGCAGAGAAGCAAAAGUAUGAGGAAGUGUAUGAGAAGGUAAGAGUGAAGCUACCUGCACCGCUCAGAGGUGAUGAUGUUGAUGCCGAGGGCGAAGACGAUGAUGGAGAUAUCAUGCUUGUGGGAUAGAUUAUCAUGUACGAUACUAUGGGAAAAGGUGCAUGUGUUGGCGUUCUAUAUCAAAAGCGAUCUGUUCUGCAUACAUGGGUAUACCUGGGAUGUCAAAAGUAUGGCGAAUAGAUGAAUCUUUUGCUACUCCUAGAAUUAGCGGAAGCUAUUAGUGACUUCUGAGGAACAAGCUUUUAGAUAGUGCAAUACCUAAU